GCGACCAUGGUGAACUCGUAUUCGGUGCCCACUGAGGCCUCUCGCAUUCUGAAUGAUGGCAUCUUGAACAACCCACUUCACUCCGACCUCCCAUCGUCUCUUCGCCAGCUUGCCAAAAACGUCAUUUUUCACGGAAACGAUGAGCCAUCCAUCCCCAUGCCCUGGCGCUUCUCUGAGGCGGUGGCCGCUCUCAAAGCAUUGGAGGCUACGCUCGUGAACGCGCUGGUCGAGAAGAAGUACCAUGUCAACACCGGUGCGGUCCAUAUCAACACCGACCGUGCGAAUUUGCUGUUCAUGGCGGCGCUCUUGACGCGCGUGGACCCCGAGGGAGCAAAUGCACUGCUUCCUCCCGGUACAGACCCCUUCAUCAAAAACAAGGAUUACCAUGGCGCGCUAGGCUCUGACCACCGGCGGGCGGCGACCAAUUUGUAUCGAGCGAAAGACGGGCGGUAUAUUCAAAUUCAUGGUGGGAUGAACCCAGACAUAACACUGACUGCCCUUGGAUUACCGCUUGAGAGCGACAAGAAAGGCGUGGAUGCGACGAAGAUGGUGGCGGAUGUUGUAAGCCUCUACAACGCAGGGGACCUUGAAGAACUGCUAGUCCAUAAAUUCAAACAAGCCGCCGCUGUCGCCUCCACCGUCCAACAAUUUCUCGAUAGUGACCAGGGCAAAGCGAACGCCCAUGUCGGCUUGUUUCAAGUCCACCGGAUCACUGAUCCGUCGCAGCGGCCCGGCUGGUGGCCCGAGGCGCCGUCGUUCCCGUCUUCCCCGCAGCGACCGUUGGCCGGUCUGAAAGUCGUGGAUCUUACGUGGGUUAUUGCUGCCCCUUCCCUCACGCGCAGCUUGGCCGAAUACGGGGCGAGCGUCAUGCGCGUGACCGCGGGCCAUCUGUGUGAUUAUAGUGCAUUGCACGCAGAGUUGAACUGGGGGAAAUGGAACAGCGAACUCGAUCUCCGAAUUCAAGAGCAUCGCGAGAAACUCAAGGCACUGAUACUCGAUGCCGAUGUCGUGGUUGUUGGAUAUCGGCCGCUGGUUCUUGAAAAAUAUGGUUUCGGCAAGGACGCGGUUCUGGAACUUAUCAAACAGUCGGGGCGCGAACGCGGCAUCGUAUAUGCUCGCGUGAACUGUCACGGCUGGAAUGGGCCACUGGCGAAUCGACCCGGUUGGCAGCAAAUCAGCGACACCAGCACGGGUAUUGCGAUGGGUUUUGCAGAGGCCAUGGGAAUGUGUGAUGGCGAGGCGGUCGUUUCUCUAUUUCCUACAGCGGAUUACUGCGCAGGUCUAUCUGGCGCCAGUGGUGUCCUUCAAGCCCUCCUUGAACGAAACGAAAACGGAGGUUCCUAUGUCGUCGAUGUCGCCCUGAACUACUUCAAUGUCUGGCUCGCGCGAUCAUGUGGCCAAUACCCGAAAGGCGUCUGGGAAGAACUCCGGAAGCUGCACGAUUUUCCGACUUUUGCGCCUGAAGAAAAUCUCCCUGGUCUUAGCUUUCGAUGCAUUCAGAUGCUUAUGAGGAAUGCGCCAGGGCGGAUUAUCCGCUCUGACUGGUUGGAGGACCGGCAGUCAAGUGCGAUCGGGGUUAAGGUACGGACGGUCAAGCCGAUAGCGGAAUGGGAAGAGACCGCAGACGGCGGACAAGGAGUGCAGUCAGGCUUCAAUGUUGGUACGAGGGGAAAUGGUGUCGAUGCUGCAGAAUGGCCUGAUGAUCUCAGAGUUGAGAUCGUGACUGCCACAUGA
Messenger RNA from Mycena indigotica, 1734 nucleotides. RefSeq names its product Alpha-methylacyl-CoA racemase-1. Lineage: Eukaryota; Fungi; Basidiomycota; Agaricomycetes; Agaricales; Mycenaceae. Gene Ontology annotation, molecular function: catalytic activity. The coding region runs from base 7 to 1734 and encodes 575 amino acids. The record is from RefSeq and is a predicted model, not a curated record. The transcript has 12 exons.